UGUCGCCAUGUCGCGACUUAUCGUCAAGAAUCUGCCGAGCGGGAUGAAGGAGGAGCGAUUCCGGCAGCUUUUUGCAGCCUUCGGCACCCUGACCGACUGCAGCCUCAAAUUCACCAAGGAUGGCAAGUUCCGCAAGUUCGGCUUCAUUGGUUUCAAGAGUGAAGAGGAGGCGCAGAAUGCCCUGGACCACUUUCAUCGGAGCUUCAUUGACACUUCUCGGGUCACGGUGGAGUUCUGCAAGUCAUUUGGAGAUCCCUCUAAGCCCCGAGCCUGGAGCAAACACUCCCAAAAAGCCACCCAGCCAGGGACACCUGAAAAAAGUCCUGCGGUUUCUGAAACUCAGAAGGAUAAAAAGAAAAAAAAGCUAACAGGAGAAUUGGAAAAGCUGAAGAAAGACGCCGAGUUCCAGGAAUUCCUGAUGGUUCAUCAGAAGCGGACCCAGGCGGCCACGUGGGCCAACGACACCGUGGGGGUGGAGCCCAAGAAAGGGAAGGUCAAGAAGGACGACGACUACCUGAACUUUGAUUCUGACUCGGGGCAAGAGAGCGAAGAGGACGGAGAGGAUGAAGACUCUGAAAAGGCGAGCUCUGGGGCCAAGGCCGCGGAGCAGAAGGAGCUUUCCGACAUGGACUACUUGAAAUCCAAGGCGGUGAGAGCGGAUUCCUCCGAGGAGGAGGAGAGUGAAGAUGAAGAAGCGUGUGAGGAGGAAGAGGAGCCUCUGACGCCGGGCUCUGGGCGCCCCGGGGACGGGGGGUCUGGCCCAGAAGAGGAGCGCGCCACGGCUUGGGGCAAGAGGCCCCCAGCAUCCAAGGGAGAGGUGACGAAGCCAGCCGCCCAGUCGGAGCCCACCACGGCUUACACAGUGAAGCUGCGCGGAGCGCCAUUUAAUGUCACGGAGGUCAGCGUUGUCUCGCGUUGUGGCAGAAAUGCUUUGUGGGCCUUGCUCGGGGCCCUUGCCAUGGACUGGGUGAAGUUGGGAGAGGGAGCAUGAGGGGGGAGCCCCCUGCCGGUUGGGAAGCCCAGAAUGUGCUUGG
Antechinus flavipes (yellow-footed antechinus) is the source of this 1034-nucleotide messenger RNA. RefSeq names its product probable RNA-binding protein 19. NCBI's taxonomy places the organism in Eukaryota, Metazoa, Chordata, Mammalia, Dasyuromorphia, Dasyuridae. The record is from RefSeq and is a predicted model, not a curated record. The coding region runs from base 8 to 991 and encodes 327 amino acids. Gene Ontology annotation, molecular function: RNA binding. The transcript is spliced from 7 exons.